GGCUGUCUUACAUGCAUAAAAUGAACGCAUGUAGCAGUAAAAUUGUAAAUAUAGCUAAAGGUUGAGUUGCCCUUCUCAUGCGAAAGCGGACAAAUUGUUUCGUUUUCAGGCUGUCGGCAGAGACACGACGCCAAGGUUAUAGCACCAGAUUGAUGGAGAAGAAUGGCCCGAAUCUCGUUGGACUGUCCCAACUCUUUACCAGGAAUCCCCCUCAGUGUGCUUUCAGUGCCCAUGGAGAAUAAAUACAAAUGUCAGCAGUGUCUCCAGGUGCUGAGGAAGCCUGUGCAGGCUCAGUGCGGCCACCGCUUCUGUGUACACUGCUUCAAGCAGCUCACCAGUUCUGGGCCAAAGCCGUGUGAAGCCUGCCGCCAAGAGGAGAUAUAUGAGGAACCCAUCUCCAUUUUAAAUAGUAAUGAGGCAUUUCCAGACAAUGCCGCCGGUCGAGAAAUAGCUAGCCUGCCUGCCAGGUGUUUGAACCAGGGCUGCAAUUGGACAGGCUCAAUAAAAGAGUAUGAGGCUCAGCAUGAAGGUCGCUGUGAAUUUGAGCGGGUACAGUGCGACGCCUGCCAAACCUUAAUCCUUCGUACGGAGAAGGACAGACAUAAUGAGAGAGAAUGUGAAGCAAGAACACUCAACUGCAAAUACUGCAAAGUGACCUUUAACUUUAAAGAGAUCAAGGCCCAUGAUGAGAUCUGUCUGAAGUUUCCCUUACAAUGCAAGGACUGUGGCAAAAAGAAGAUCCCAAGAGAAAAGUUCAAUGACCACUGCAAAUCCUGCAAGUCAAAGAGUGCCUGUCCAUUCAAUGAAGUGGGCUGUAAGUCUGUGGUAGAGAACGGGAAACUCAGCGACCAUGAGCACAGCAGCACCUUGGAGCACUUGCGUCUGCUGCUGUCCAUGGUGUUGUCCGUGGCUCGGCCGUGUGCAGACGGUGCUGGUCCUGGGGAGUGGCAGGAGGACUCUGGUCUGGGCCUGUACAGGGCUCCUGAGGAGGGAGUCACUAUUGGCUCUGGAGCUGCAGCCUCCGUGCAGAAUGUGGACUUGGAAAAAAAGGUGAACGCUUUAGAAAACAUUGUGUGUGUUCUGAACCGAGAGGUGGAGCGCAGUUCGGUUACGCUGGAGGCUUUCUCACAUCAGCAUCGUUUAGACCAGGAAAAAAUUGAAAACCUCUCCAAUAAAGUGCGCCAGCUAGAGCGGACGCUCACCAUGAGAGACUUGCAGCUGUCUGAAACAGAACAGCUGGUGCAAGAACUCCAGUUCUGCACGUACGACGGGAUCUCUGUCUGGAGAAUCUCUGACUUCUCACGCCGCAGACAGGACGCUGUGGCCGGCCGAACACCUGCAAUGUUCUCUCCAGCGUUUUAUUCCAGCAAAUACGGAUACAAAAUGUGUCUGCGUCUGUAUUUGAACGGCGAUGGGACGGGUCGAGGAACACACCUUUCUCUGUUCUUUGUCGUCAUGAGGGGCAAAUGUGAUGCACUGCUCAAAUGGCCAUUCAGUCAGAAGGUGACUCUAAUGCUCUUGGAUCAGAACAACAGGGAGCACAUUAUUGAUGCUUUUCGCCCUGACGUCACCUCGACUUCCUUUCAGCGACCAAUCAGUGAGAUGAACAUCGCCAGUGGUUGCCCGCUGUUCUGUCCACUGGCUAAACUGGCUGGCAAGAGCCCCUAUCUGAGAGAUGAUACAAUUUUCAUUAAAGCCAUUGUGGAUCUCACAGGCUUAUAGGGUGUAGACUGUGGAAGUUAGCCCAAAUGAAAAAAAACAUAAUAAAUAAAUAGAGUACAUAAAUAAAUAAUAAAAAUAUAGCUAUAUGAUUAUCUAUAUUAUAAUAUAGUAUGUGACUAUGAUUAUUAUAUAUAUAUAUAUUAUUAUAUAUACACUAUACAUUAAGAUCAUCAAAAUGUUUUUGAGUGUCACAUUAUGACAUGAUGUACAAGGGUGUUUAGUGAAUAAAUUCAUCUGACUUUUAAGAGCCAGUGGACAGACAGCACUGCCAUGGCAUACCCGUGCUUUAUGUACCUUUGGCCAUUUGUUAUUUUCUUAAUGUCUUUUAUAUUAAAUACUUUUGGCAGUAGCUACAUCACAUAUACAAACAUCUGACAGCUGUCAGCAGGGGGUAAGGAGACUUGCAUAAAGCAAUAAGAGCUUUAGUGACAUUAAGAACAUCCUAAUGUGACCCUCUCUGCAUUUGAUUGAAAUCUUAUCAAUUAUAUCUUAUAACAGAUAAUACAAAUAUUUGUAUAGGUUUUUAUAUUAUACAUUUACAUUUAUUCAUUUAGCUGACGCUUUUACCCAUAACCAUUAUAAUGAUUAUAAUACACAGCUUUGCAUUGUGUGGUUUAGCAUGUGUCAAAUAAUGACAAUAAUAAUAAUAAUAACAUAACGUCUCCCUUUACAAGUUUUAAAUGAUUCUUUUCAUUAAUAUAUGUAAAUACAUAUAUUUAAAUCCCAAUCAAUAUGACCACAUAACAUUUAAUACUGCCCCUCAUAGAGAGACAUGUUAUCCAACGAUAUUGUGUCUCGCUGCACCACGUGAACCAUUGCGGCUACCUGGAACAGCACAUGGUGCUGAACUUAACUCUUAAUAAAACAGGUUAAUUAACAACUGAAACAUAGAUGAAGCAUGCCACUUUUUAUAAUAUGGAUGACUCUUAGUCAGUUAGAUCAUACAAUUGCAAAUGAGUCAUUUUCUGCCAUCAGCUGCUGUAGCCCAAACCUAAACAGUUUUAUACAUCAAAUUUAUUGUGUUUGUGUGUGUUGAUGGAUAUUAUGCUUACUACCUAACCUGACUGUUUAAUGUAUUAUUUAUGUAAGUGCUUAAAUAUAGAUUAUGUUAUCUAAUUGGGGUACUUGGAAUUUGCCAUGUAUACUCAACCUUAAAUGUUCAGUGUGUAAUAUUUAAGAGGAUAUAUUGACCGAAAUGCAAUAUAAUAUACAUACACACAACUGUGUUUUCAGUGGUGAAUAAAGACCUUAUAUAGCAAA
Molecule: messenger RNA, 2982 nt
Organism: Micropterus salmoides (largemouth bass)
Lineage: Eukaryota; Metazoa; Chordata; Actinopteri; Centrarchiformes; Centrarchidae
Gene: traf2b
Product: Tnf receptor-associated factor 2b
Exons: 11
Coding region: 163-1722 (519 amino acids)
Biological process (GO): protein K63-linked ubiquitination; positive regulation of canonical NF-kappaB signal transduction; positive regulation of JNK cascade
Cellular component (GO): cytoplasmic side of plasma membrane; plasma membrane signaling receptor complex
Molecular function (GO): tumor necrosis factor receptor binding; ubiquitin protein ligase binding; ubiquitin-protein transferase activity
Source: RefSeq, a predicted model, not a curated record